Molecule: messenger RNA, 2707 nt
Organism: Phanerochaete carnosa HHB-10118-sp
Lineage: Eukaryota; Fungi; Basidiomycota; Agaricomycetes; Polyporales; Phanerochaetaceae
Exons: 11
Coding region: 14-2617 (867 amino acids)
Biological process (GO): mitotic cell cycle; spindle assembly; microtubule nucleation
Cellular component (GO): spindle pole; equatorial microtubule organizing center; centrosome
Molecular function (GO): gamma-tubulin binding; microtubule minus-end binding
Source: RefSeq, a predicted model, not a curated record
GACCACUACCGCCAUGGAUCCAUACACGCCUGGCUCACGCAGACAUCACCGCAAGAAGAACCUUGGCUUGUCUACAAAAGAGUACAUCAAGGUCACGGGCACAAUCGCAUCUGUACGGAAAGGCAGACAUUAUGAGGAGGAGAUAGACCAGGAAUUCGUACAUGAUAUGGAGACGGGGCGUCUCAACAAAGGCAAAGGCAGAGAGGAGCCUUCGUUCAUUGCGGAGGCAUCUUUCGUGAAGGCUCCCCUCAACUCACGCGUCGGGACCAGCGCGGCAGCGCCGAACACGAAGGGAAAGGCGAAGCAAGAGAGUCUGGACAGGUUUCCUCUUGAGUUGCAGGAGUCACUGAUCUUGGAAGACCUGCUGUUCGUGCUCAUGGGCAUUGAAGGGGCGUAUAUUACCUAUCCAAGCGACUACUCUAUCGAAGAUGAGGACCCGCUACAGGGCAUGCGAUUUGUUGUAACGCCUUCUUUGGAUCCUUCUCUUCGUGACCUGGUCGAGCGGAUAUUGCCCUUGGCCACUUACUACACCGGUAUCACUUCCUUCAUAGAAGCGCGAAGUCAUCUCGAUUUCGGCCUCGUUAACCACGCACUGUGUGCUGCCAUCCGCGAAAUGCUGAAGGAUUACCAAACCCUUCUCGCUCAGCUCGAACACGCCUUCAAUACUUCGUCACAAUUCACGCUACAGAAACUGUGGUUCUACGUCCACCCUACCUUGCAUACACUCUCCCUCAUGUACAUACUCACAUUCGAACUCGCGUCUGCGGACGAUCCCGCCGGGUCCGAGUCUGCUUCGAGCUCGUCCCACGCAUCCGACGCGGAAGACGACGCGCGUAACGAGGCUCUAGGUCUCGGCGGCGCGAAGCUUAAGGCCGUUUUGAAUGAGAUCAGCAAGACGAGCCAGCUUGGCAUGAACGGCGCGAGCACCAUACCCGUCAAGGGCGGCGAGGUGCUCGCCAUUCUUCACGAGCGACUCCAGAACAUGAGCGGCGACCCUGCAGCGAAGCAGCUUUACGGUGUACUUAUGCAAGCGGCAGGGAAGCCGUACGUCGAAAUGGUACAGCUGUGGAUACGCACGGGUAAACUAGUCGACCCAUAUGAAGAGCUCUGCGUUAAAGAGAGCAAGUUUAUCGAUCGUGGGACCCUGGAGGUGGACUACACUGACGAGUAUUGGGAGAGACGGUAUACUCUCCGCGACGGGACGACAGCAGGUGGCUCCUCCAAGCGACACCAAGCAGGUGUACCUGUACCACGAACAACUGGUGGCAGACUACCGGGCGGUGCGUGUAUACCGCCAAUGCUCGAGCGGUGGAAGCAGAAGAUGCUCCUGGCCGGAAAGUAUCUAAAUGUCAUCCAGGAAUGUGGCAUUGAGAUCAGCAAGAACUUGAACCAGUCCGGAGACGAGGAGUUGUCAAUGGAGGACGACCGGUUCUACAAGAUCAUCGACGAUGCAUAUACCCACGCCAACAGGACACUCCUGCGCUUGCUUCUACGAGAUCAGCAGCUCAUACCCCGUUUACGCUCACUCAAACGCUACUUCUUCAUGUCCCAAUCUUCGUUUCUAACACAUCUACUCGACCUAGCGGGUAGUGAGAUGCGUAAAUCAUCCAAGUCGGCGUCAAUCGUAAAGCUGCAGAGUCUGCUCGAUCUCGCGCUGAAUACGGACGCGCAGGGCGAAGACGCGAUGUUCAGGGAUGACGUCAAAAUCACUAUGGCCACGAGCGGCUUGUACGACUGGCUGCUCAAGGUCCUAAAAGUAAGCGGGACGAUAGGUGGCGAGGACGGCGAAGGCGGUUCAGCGCACCUUUAUGAGGAUAACAAGAAGGACAAGUCCGACAAGAAGCAGCAGAUACUCGCCAUCGAUGCGCUAACGCUCGAUUACCACGUCAAGUUCCCGCUUUCGCUCGUCAUCUCUCGCAAGACGAUCCUGCGAUACCAGCUCAUCUUCCGCUUCCUGUUGCACCUCAAGCACGUCGAACAGUCGCUCACCAACAUGUGGAGCGAACACAAGACGGAGCCGUGGCGCACGCUCACGCGGCGGACGCCCGGCACUGCGUCGCGACCUGCCACUCCGGGGGGCGCAGGCACAGACGCAGCAUUUGACUGGCACGUUGAUUUCGAGAACUGGCGGCGACGUGUGUUCCUGUUACGUGCACGCAUGCUCGCUUUCGUGCAGCAGAUCCUCGCGUUCACGACGUUCGAGGUGCUUGAGCCCAACUGGCGCAAGCUUGAGGGGAAGCUCGAAGCGGGCAAAGUCGAGACCGUCGACCAGCUCCUGCGGGACCACGUCGACUUCCUCGACACCUGCCUCAAGGAGUGCAUGCUUACGAGUUCCAAGCUUGUCACGGCGACGUCGCGGCUGAUCGUGACGUGUUCGACCUUCUCGCUCUACGCGGCGUCGUUCACGAAGGAGGCGAAGCAAGCCCUGGCGUGUGCCGAGAGUCCGGAGAGCGACCAGUCGCACGUCAAGAGGUGGGACACGCUCGGCAAGUUCGAGACUCACUUCAACCACUGGUGGCAGGUACACCUGAACUGCGUGCAAUUCUACGCAUCGAGCGAGAAUGUGUCGCUCCUGCCGCUCGUGGUGAGGUUGAACAGCAUCAAGGUGCCCACAUAGCGGCAGUCGCGCGUGUAAAACAUCGUCGAUGCGUCGGGAUCUUACAUUUGUUUUCUGUACCCUGUCUUUUUGCAACGCAUAGCUGUCGAG